This is a messenger RNA of Tripterygium wilfordii, 2348 nucleotides long. RefSeq lists its product as uncharacterized. Gene Ontology annotation, cellular component: membrane. Gene Ontology annotation, biological process: metal ion transport; transmembrane transport. Gene Ontology annotation, molecular function: metal ion transmembrane transporter activity. The record is from RefSeq and is a predicted model, not a curated record. NCBI's taxonomy places the organism in Eukaryota, Viridiplantae, Streptophyta, Magnoliopsida, Celastrales, Celastraceae. The transcript has 5 exons. Bases 526 to 1860 code for a protein of 444 amino acids.
CCUUCAACGUCAUUGUUUUCUCCGAUAUGUUCUCAUUCAAAAUUUUAUUACAUUAAAUAAUGUGAAUUGUUUUGCUAUUAUUUAGAUGAUUCAACGCGGUCUGAUUCAAGCAAGCUUUGGAAGGACUACUGGGUCGUCUGUAAAUGGUCACUUGCUGGUGGCUUUUCCAUUUGUCUUGCCAAUUCUGAUCUGGGUCAUCUUGUCCUGGCCAGGACUUGUAGAUUUGGAAAGUUUCGAUGAGGGAUUGAUAGAUGGUCAAUUUGGAAUAACUGUGCCUGGGCCUUCUGGGAGGUUGGGGAAAUAAUUACACAAUUUUGUGUUGUUUGAGAGGCAUUUUGGUCCAAUUUGUCAUCUUUGCAUUACUGAUAUUGAACUGGUGGACAGAGUUUUAAUGGUAGUCUUCUGCAAUACUAAUUGGGGCAUGGUUUAAUUGUCUGAAGGUUCUAAAGAUUGGACAUUGGGGGUUUUUUCAUUGGAUUAUUCAUUGUUCAUAUUUUCGUGGGGCUAGCAUAGUUGUAUAGAAUCAUGAACCUGGCUCAGGUAGAACAUAUGAUUGAUGGAGAUGGGGAGGAAUUGGACAGAUUAACCUCUGCGCACGCACCUCUCUUUCCGGGUAUGUUGAGACAGGAAGCUUAUAUUUUUGAUGGGAAUGGGAACUACUAUCACAAAGAGUGGGAUCUUGCAGAAGGUGCAGGCAUUGAGUUUUGUUGGUAUCAUGCCGAACUUCCAAGAACUAAUCAGAAUCUCUCACAAUUUGCUGAAUAUCUCAUUGAUGUUCUUUGCCCACCUCUGAGACUCCAGGACAUUCUCUCUCUUGUGAGCAAUGGACCUUUUUGCUCAUAUGUUGAUGGAGCACUUAUAUUUAGAGUUAAUUCACCUGGUCCUCCGACAAGUAAAUUUACGUUUAAAUUAGCAGCUAGAGUUACAGAGAACUCAGUAAUUACCGUGUCUCUGGGUCGUGUUCCUAGAUUAGGAUUCUCGUCUUCAGUUCAAUCUACUAUUCUAACUGAUAUUCCUAGUGUGGCGAGACCAAAUGGUAGAGGUGAGCAGAAAGAAGGAAGUGGGUUUGUGAUAAGGGAGCAUGAACUUGAGUUCCUACUGACAAUGAACCACUCAGUAGAAGCUGAUAAUCCAGUCCCAAAAUCUAUUUCAAAUCUCGUCGUUCACAUUAUAGACACACACGUGGAUCACCUGCAAGAUGUUGUUACCAAGCUUGAGAUAGAAUUGGACUCUUUGGAGCUUGACUUGGACAAAGGUGGUUUUGCUUUGAAGAAACAAAUGCUCAAUGAAAGAAGAUUCCCCAAGAUGCAUCUUAAUCUGCAGCGCCUCCUGCAGGUGAUUGCGCACGGAGAGCAAGUAUUUCCUCGAGUUAAAGAAAAAUUUUCUUCGAAGCAGUGGUUUUCAAUCAAAGAAAUUAACUCCCUAGAAGAGUUAAUCGGACGUUUGAGGAGACUAAAGGAGAGUGUGGGAUUCAUAGCCAAUCGUGUCACGGCUAUUCAGGCCGGUCUAGACAGCUGGCAGUCAGAGCAAAUAAACAAGAAACUAUAUUAUCUCUCAUUCCUAUCACUAAUAUUUCUUCCUUUGUCUAUCAUUACUGGAGUGUUCGGCAUGAAUGUGGGAGGAGUUCCAUGGACAGCGCAAAAAAACCCCGUGCUAAAAGAUGGUUUCCGCAAUGUACUAUUUAUCUGUGCGGCAGUGCUGCUUCUUUUGCUUCUGGGCUUCGCCUUCCCAACUAUUUAUGCCCAAGCAUCUGCUUGGCAAAGGAGGAGGGCAUUGAAAAAAAGCUGGUCUAUUGACAGGAAAUCAUUCCUCAAGAAAACUUAUGGGGUUUCAGAAAGAGAGGGUUACCUUCGGCUUUGAGAGAGUGCCAAUGCAGCACAUAUCCCUUUUGAAGGCCUACGUUGUUUCCUUCCAUGGACCUCUAGUUAUCCCCUUCUUUCAGCUGGUUUAGAACAGAGGAUGCCUUCUAUGCGGGUAAGUCGACAAUGUAUACAAUCACCAACAUUAUUAUCGUCUGCACAGGACCCUUAAAACUUGUUUCUCUGGAUGUAAACUUUGCCGUUCUCCCUCAUUUCUCUCGCUGCUUCCCUGAGAAAUGGAGAACAUACUUUAUGAUAUUGUCAUUCUGUCUCAUCUUCUUCUCUUAUAAUUCCUAUAUUUUUCUCACCGUAUGAAUCACAAUGGUGGAUUGACUGUUUAUGUUUGUAAAGCUAAAGCGGGGUUUGGUUUGGAUUUUGACAUUAUUUUGUACGUUUACAUGGAAAAAAAGUUGUUGGAGUAGUUGAACUAGUGUAGGGUGCGAAUGAUGAAUUUUCUGUUGCAUUUAUGAGUUCGGUUGUAUUUUUUUU